Peronospora farinosa is the source of this 273-nucleotide messenger RNA. Lineage: Eukaryota; Oomycota; Peronosporomycetes; Peronosporales; Peronosporaceae. The record is from the annotation of a GenBank genome assembly.
AUGUGGAAGCUGUACACUUUGUCUAUAACUUUAGAGCUGCUGGACGAAACAGCGUCGACGUGGCGAAAGAUGCGUGUAACGAAUGGGGUACUGUUCAUCUGCGUCCGCUUUCUGGUCGUCGAGAGCUCUGAUCUCUCGUCGCUUAAGCAGAUCGACAAGGAGGCCGCACUUGUUUUACGCUCGUCCAGCUAUCAAAAAUUUGCGUGCAAGUGUGUGGUCCUUGAUCAUCGGGUCAAAGAGGUGCGCGAAAAAGACGAAGGCAAGGCGAGGUAA